Messenger RNA from Myxocyprinus asiaticus (Chinese sucker), 1727 nucleotides. RefSeq names its product homeobox protein orthopedia B-like. Gene Ontology annotation, molecular function: DNA-binding transcription factor activity, RNA polymerase II-specific; DNA binding. The record is from RefSeq and is a predicted model, not a curated record. The transcript has 3 exons. The coding region runs from base 72 to 1010 and encodes 312 amino acids. Lineage: Eukaryota; Metazoa; Chordata; Actinopteri; Cypriniformes; Catostomidae. Gene Ontology annotation, biological process: regulation of DNA-templated transcription; neuron differentiation.
UCGAUGUGCAUUUUAAACGGUUAAAAGUUGAAGAGUAGUUUGGGAAGCAGUUGUGACUCCAGCAGUGCGCAAUGCUCUCUCAUGCUGAACUCUUGGAUACUCGCCUCGGGAUGAAGGAUGCUGCAUCCGAGAUUCUCGGGCACCGAGAAGCUUUUAAGUGUAGACUUGGUGGGACUGACACUGGACAUCCCGGCGAUCUUUCUUCUGGUACUGAGACUGUGGAGGGGACCACUCUGCUCCCCGGGGAAGACAUAAGUAAUGGUGGAUCCAAUCCUAAUGGAAUGCAGCAGGUGAACGCCAAAGACCAAGAAAAGCAGCAACAGCAAAACUCUAAUCAGUCGAGCGGGCAGAACCAACAGAAACAGAAACGCCACAGGACCCGGUUUACUCCGGCGCAGCUGAACGAAUUAGAAAGGAGCUUUGCUAAAACACACUACCCUGAUAUCUUCAUGAGAGAGGAACUUGCAUUAAGGAUUGGUUUAACGGAGUCAAGAGUUCAGGUAUGGUUUCAGAAUCGACGUGCUAAAUGGAAGAAGCGCAAGAAGACCGCCAACGUUUUCCGGGCGCCGGGCACUUUGCUGCCAACGCACGGUUUGCCUCAGUUUUCGUCUGCGGCUGCUAUGGGUGAUAGUCUCUGCUCUUUUCAUGCCAACGACACUCGCUGGGCAACGGCAGGGAUGCAUGGAGUCUCACAGCUGCAAAUACCGCCCGCACUGGGCCGGCAGCAGGCGAUGGCACAGUCCCUGUCCCAGUGCAGUCUCGGAGCUGGUCCCCCUCCAAACUCCAUGGGCCUUUCCAGCAGCUUGUCAUCAAAUGGUUCUGGCCUUCAGUCGCACCUGUAUCAACCCACGUUUCCUGGGAUGGUGCCCGCUUCCCUCUCGGGUCCAACGAAUGUGACCGGCUCACCUCAGCUGUGUAGCUCCCCGGACAGUGACAUGUGGAGAGGGACUAGUAUCGCAUCCCUGCGCCGUAAAGCACUAGAGCACACCGUUUCAAUGAGUUUCACCUAAUUUCAGCACCAGAGAUAUCCUUUCUGUCACUGCAAACCCGAAGUAUUCCUGAAGAACAGUCACGGAACACUCAGGAUAUGAGGUUAUAAUUGUGAAAUGACACUUGCUGGAUGCUGGAAUCUCAACAUACCCCAGACAUUGCUUAAAUAUACAGCUGAUGUAGACUAGGUUUAAUGUUUGAAAUGUUUGUAAUUUAUUUAUGUGUUGCAUUUGGUCAAGUUCAAUUAUUUAUUUCGUUUCGUAGCUAUUUAUUUGAUGAACAAUGGCGAGUUGUUUGUUUGUUUAUUUAUUUAUGACUAUUUAUUUUAAAAGAUUAUGCCUCUUGUUCAUAAAGUAUAAUUAUUUCACUGUUCAAUGACAUUAUUUUUUAAAUAUACUAAAUGUAAAAGGACACGAUUCUGAGGGCAUGUGCGCAUGACAGAUUGCGUGUGGAGUUUCCCGAUUAUUCAGGCUACAGAAAAUAACACCUUAAAUCAUGAACCAAUUUCCAAAUCAUCAGAUCCAGCUGCAUGUAAUAUUUGAACCAGGAUCAACAAGUUGUUUACAUAAAGCAAAGUGAACUUGAGUGUUUGUGUAUAUAAGAAAACUCUUGUUAUCUGCUGGUAUGUUUGUGAUAUGUUUUAACAUACUGUCUGUACUUAUUACUGAAACAUGGUUUUCAUAAAUGUUUAUCUUACCAAAUUCAGCAGAAUUGGGAAGGUUUAUAUCAAUGAUUGU